CUACGGCUUCUUUGAUCUAUCUAGAGGAUUACUCAUGGGUUCGUGAGAGCAUCUUUGUCAAGGUAACGCAGACUCCACACCAACGGUCGUGCACCCCAGAAAGGCAACAAGUAUCUCAACUAAGAAAUCCCUCUGUUCGGAAGCGGCAUGCUUCCUCUUCGGACGCCGUCUCUGGUUGCCAAAGGCAACAUUCUCGUGUCCAUCCUCUUGUUCCUUUCGUUGUCGUACGGAGGACGUAAUCUGACUCAAGCUUUGAGUUGAAAAUCUGCUGCUCUUAUUGGAAAUAAUGUGUAAAUCGGGUGAGUUCAGGUGGAUAACUGAUAAACGGUUCUGUAGGAGAUGAGCCCUUUCCAAUCCAAUGUCGUCUACACGGUGUAUACAGCUCGGCAUGACGCUUAUAUUGCCCGCUAGUUUCAUGAUGGCAAUCCCUCUCUUCUGGCUUUCACCUCGUUGUCUGCGCAGUCGACUCCACUGGUACAAAUGGACUGCUAACCAUCCAUUCUCUCUCCCACCUGUUUGAAACUGGCAGCCCACCGAUGCACGCCCUAACGCACCGUUCUGCCCGUGCCCCCUCUCCCAACCCACGGCCGCUCUCACCACGGCCGUACCUCACCUCCCGCCCAAAGCCACCCAGCACCCUCGCCCGCCUACGAAAUGCAACUCUCCACAACCGGCUUCUUCGUCCGCUACUCUUCCUCCUAGUUCUUUUGCUCCUCCUGUUCUGGCCUCGCUGGGGCGACAGGGAUGAACUGGAUGAUGGGAUGAGCGUGGGCAAAUGGAUCCCUCUCCAUGUACCGGACGCCAUCGUCCACCCCCACUUUCCGGGCAUGGGCAUAGAGCGCAAGGCCUCUGUUGUCGAUCUCUCCGAUGACGAACUCGAUGGCUCAUUGGACGGCGAGGGUGAGGAUCCUACCUUCCCUGAAGACGAAGUUGACGACCCGAUCCCCGCGAACCCGCUUGCGCUGCUGGAAGAAGACAAGCAGGCAGCAUACGACCUCUACGGGGAGGACACGGUCAAUGAAGUUCUCGAAGAGCUGUACAAUCCCAAGCCUGUCGUCUCUUCCGGUAUGAAAGGUCUGUUCGGGUUUGGAGGACGCGUGAACACCCAUUUGGAAGAACAUAUAUAUCUCCAGAAUGGCCUGCUGCUCGUCAAUCCUAGGGGAAGACAUCCGAUAUAUGACUUGAUCGAGAAAGCGGAAGUGGCUUGGGAGGCCAAGGUUGAGAAGCAGAGUAAGACGCUGGGGCAGGCGGUGGCGGAGUACCGGGUGAGGUGGGGGAAGUACCCGCCAAAAGGGUUCGACAAGUGGUGGGCGUAUGUCCAAAAACAUAAAAUCCCCCUCCCCGACGAAUACGACCAGAUAAUGCGCGACCUUUCCCCGUACUUCGCCUACUCCGCCGCGGACCUACGUACGCUGCAGCAGGAGAUGAAGGAGAAGAAUGGGACGUACACUAUUGCUUCUAUACCUGCGAGGGAUGGGGAACCUGGAAGGCUGGAGCUGGUUGACCAAAAGAUUGGCGAAUCGGCGAUUGGGAGUAAGAGAACUCACCUGCAGCUGGAGCUUAUGCGAGGGUACGAGGAGCUGAUGCCUUCGACUGGGGAGAAGGAUACGGCUGCAGAGGAGGAGCAACGUGACCCGCAGCUGGAGAAGGUGAUGGAGCAAGCGAGAAGGGAAGUGGAGCAAGCACUGGUCGGCGCGUCUGGAGCGUGGGAGGCGACGUUCAGCGUAAACGAUGGGCCGCAGGAUCACUGGAACUGGGAGUUUGGCGAGCUGAUGCGGGUGACUAUUGAUGCAGGGAAAGUAUUGGAUUUGGAGACAAAACCGAAUAUGGAGCGCCUAGGCUGGGCUGCGGGAUGUCCGUAUAACGCUCCCCUGCGCAUCUCCCCCCUCACUUCUCCCCCGCCGGGACUACCAAAUGCCGUCUCCUCGCCCAAACAUUUCAUCCACAACCACAGGCUAUCGAUGUCCCCUUGUCUGCACCCCUCUCACACGCACCAUGUCGGGACGCUUUCCUCUCAUGCUAAUGGCAAGGGGCCUGGCGUGCAAGAAAGGCGGAUGUUCGGGUUCUCCCUAUGUAAGACGGAGCUGCACGGGGAUAUUGGUAUCGUCCCCGCUGAGCGGUGGGAGGAAGCACGGGACGACCCCACUCCGUGGGAAGAGAAAGACCCGCGCCUGGUCUGGCGAGGCAGCACCACGGGGAUCAGUAUGCGCCCCGGCAUGCCCUGGCGCGAAUCACAGCGUAUCCGUCUGCUCUCCCUCCUUUCGGGGAUGAACGGUUCGCACCCAGUCCUCCCGCCCUUCUCGCCUACCCACCCGGUGGGGGAGCCGAUGCUCCUGGACGCGGCGUGGCUGAACCCCGUCCUCGCGGAUGUGGGGUUCGUCAAGGCACCUAUACAGUGUGGAGACGGAGUGUGCGAGGAGCUGGGGAGGAUGUUUGAAUGGAGGAGUCGGAUGCAGCCUGAGGAGCUGUGGAGGUACAAGUUCUUGCUUGAUGUAGACGGUAACGGCUGGUCAGCGCGCUUCCAUCAUCUGCUCUUAGCUAACUCCGUCGUGCUCAAAUCUACUAUCUUCUCCGAAUGGUACACAGACCGCAUCCAGCCCUGGGUGCACUACGUUCCCCUCUCUGUCGAUCUCUCGGACUUGUACGACAUCCUCACUUUCUUCCGGGGGGACGUGAGCCGGGGUGGGAAGGGAGGCCAUGAUGAGCUUGCUCAGAAGAUUGCGAGGCAGGGAAGGGAGUGGAGCAGGGCGUUUUGGAGGAAGGAGGACAUGGUCGCUUAUACAUUUCGUUUGUUCUUGGAGUACGGAAGGCUGAUGAGCGACGAUAGGAAGAGUAUGGAGUUCAGGCCUUAGGCGCAACCAGCAGAGGGAGUGACUUAGAUCCCAGCUGGGAGAACAGCAUAGGUGGCCGAUAUAGAUGAG
Messenger RNA from Dacryopinax primogenitus, 2921 nucleotides. RefSeq lists its product as uncharacterized. The record is from RefSeq and is a predicted model, not a curated record. Lineage: Eukaryota; Fungi; Basidiomycota; Dacrymycetes; Dacrymycetales; Dacrymycetaceae. Bases 537 to 2852 code for a protein of 771 amino acids. The transcript has 5 exons.